GUUAAACGUUGCGAAGCAGGAAAUUGGGUCUUUCUGAAAUUCUCACGGAAGAAAACCAAAUUACAUGGUGAAAAUGGUAAAGACAAAUUUAGUAUUUUCGACUGUUACAUUGAUCACAUUUCUUGGUCUUGCCAAAGGAACAAUAACAUGUCCACCUGAUGGUCAAAGAUUUGUAUUUUUACCUGGAUCUUCUCACAAUAUAACUUGGACAUUAAAUGUUACUGAAGACAUUAAUUUAUGGCUUUGGGGUUUUACACCUCGUGGUUCAUCUUCCCCUCAACAAAUUGCAGUAAUAUUUCCUAUUAGUGAUAUACCCCAAUAUUCACCAUCACCUUUAACAUUUGAAGUUUUUAAACCUGGAACUUUGUGGCUGAAGAAUGUAAAUCAAAGUUACAAUGGUGAAUUUUCAUUUACUAUUUUUACUAUUCCUCGUACUCCUCCAUCAAAAGUAAAUGUUUAUAUUGCUGUGAAACCAAAUGUGAUAAUUAAUUGUUCAACACCUCUGGUUGUGAAUGAAGGUGAUAAUGUGUCAUGUGUAUGUAGAGGUGAAGGAGGUAACCCUCCUGCUAAUGUCACAUGGUUUGAUAAAAAUAACAACAUAAUUGGUGAUGUUGGAGUUGUAAGUAAGACAUUAGUAAUCACUAAUGUUACAUUGAAUGAUGGUGGAAGUUACAGAUGUAAAGCACAAAGUUAUAAUGAUCCACGUUUUAGAGAUGAAAAAUCUAUUGAAGUAACAGUGAAAGCUACUUAUCCACCACAACAAACCAAUAUCACCAUCAGUCCAAUGUCAGUUAGAAAAGGUCAAAAUGUGACAAUAACCUGUGAAUCAGAUGGUUAUCCUGAACCAACCUACACUAUUUAUCAUAAUGGUGCAGUUAUCAGUAAUAAUAAGACAUACAUCAUUCAAUCUGUCAACUUCAAUAACGCUGGUUCAUAUCGUUGUGAAGCAAAGAAUAAACUGGGAAAUGAUUCAUCUGAUGUUAAAAAUCUUACUAUCAUCAAAGUGAAAGCUACUUAUCCACCACAACAAACCAAUAUCACCAUCAGUCCAAUGUCAGUUAGAAAAGGUCAAAAUGUGACAAUAACCUGUGAAUCAGAUGGUUAUCCUGAACCAACCUACACUAUUUAUCAUAAUGGUGCAGUUAUCAGCAAUAAUAAGACAUACAUCAUUCAAUCUGUCAACUUCAAUAACGCUGUGAAACCAAAGGUGGUAAUUAAUUGUUCAAAACCUCUGGUUGUGAAUGAAGGUGAUAAUGUAUCAUGUGUAUGUAGAGGUGAAGGAGGUAUCCCUCCUGCUAAUGUCACAUGGUUUGAUAAAAAUAACAACAUAAUUGGUGAUGUUGGAGUUGUAAGUAAGACAUUAGUAAUCACUAAUGUUACAUUGAAUGAUGGUGGAAAUUACACAUGUAAAGCACAAAGUUAUAAUGAUCCACGUUUUAGAGAUGAAAAAUCUAUUGAAGUAACAGUGAAAGCUACUUAUCCACCACAACAAACCAAUAUCACCAUCAGUCCAAUGUCAGUUAGAAAAGGUCAAAAUGUGACAAUAACCUGUGAAUCAGAUGGUUAUCCUGAACCAACCUACACUAUUUAUCAUAAUGGUGCAGUUAUCAGCAAUAAUAAGACAUACAUCAUUCAAUCUGUCAACUUCAAUAACGCUGGUUCAUAUCGUUGUGAAGCAAAGAAUAAACUGGGAAAUGAUUCAUCUGAUGUUAAAAAUCUUACUAUCAUCAAGUACAAGAUUGUGCUGAACAAUGAAGAUAGUUAUAUAUUUUUCUUUGUUGGCGAGAUUCAGAUUCGUUUGAAACCAAAGGUGGUAAUUAAUUGUUCAAAACCUCUGGUUGUGAAUGAAGGUGAUAAUGUAUCAUGUGUAUGUAGAGGUGAAGGAGGUAUCCCUCCUGCUAAUGUCACAUGGUUUGAUAAAGAUAACAACAUAAUUGGUGAUGUUGGAGUUGUAAGUAAGACAUUAGUAAUCACUAAUGUUACAUUGAAUGAUGGUGGAAAUUACACAUGUAAAGCACAGAGUUAUAAUGAUCAACGUUAUAGAGAUGAAAAAUCCAUUGAAAUAACAGUGACACCUACAUAUCCACCACAACAAACCAAUAUCACCAUCAGUCCAAUGUCAUUGAAAAAAGGUCAAACUGUGACAAUAACCUGUGAAUCAGAUGGUUAUCCUGAACCAACCUACACUAUUUAUCACAAUGGUGCAGUUAUCAGUAAUAAUAAGACAUACAUCAUUCAAUCUGUCAACUUCAAUAACGCUGGUUCAUAUCGUUGUGAAGCAAAGAAUAAACUGGGAAGCGAUUUAUCUGAUAAAAAGGAUACCAAUUCUAAGCUAAUGGGAAAGCAAUAUAAAUACAACGAUUAA
Xenia sp. Carnegie-2017 is the source of this 2365-nucleotide messenger RNA. Its product is annotated as neural cell adhesion molecule 1-like. The record is from RefSeq and is a predicted model, not a curated record. Gene Ontology annotation, molecular function: cell adhesion molecule binding. Gene Ontology annotation, cellular component: cell-cell junction. Bases 65 to 2365 code for a protein of 766 amino acids. Gene Ontology annotation, biological process: cell-cell adhesion. The transcript is spliced from 14 exons. Lineage: Eukaryota; Metazoa; Cnidaria; Anthozoa; Malacalcyonacea; Xeniidae.